AAAUGGAAAAUAUCCGUCAGAGGGAUAGGGACACCCAUCUCUGCUAAAACAUUUUCUUCCUAAUUCGUGUAAUAAGAAAAAAAGCAAAGUUUGUGCGGAAAAGUGAACUUUCAAGCAAUCCACGUAGAAGUAUUUGCUAAGUUUUAGUGUAUUGUAGUAGGAAUUUCAUUUGACUACCAACAGCAAUAGCAAUUUCGAUGCUUGGCACCUCCUAAAAAAAAUGAUUUCAUGCAGCUCAAUGUGAAUUUUGCGACAAUACAGUGCUGAAUUUCCAACUCUGAUCAUGUUUCACUUGCUCAAAUCACUGCGACUUCUCUCCUGGACCUCCUUCUUUCUCAUCUCCAUCUUCGUGCUCAAGUUUGCAAAUAGCUCAGAGGAUGAGGAGAGAUUGGUGCGUGAUCUCUUCCGUGGUUACAAUAAACUCAUCCGCCCUGUGCAAAAUAUGACACAGAAGGUGGAUGUUCGCUUUGGACUGGCCUUCGUGCAGCUCAUCAAUGUGAAUGAAAAGAAUCAAAUUAUGAAAUCUAAUGUAUGGCUCCGUCUUGUCUGGAGUGACUACCAACUGCAGUGGGACGAGGCCGAUUAUGGGGGUAUUGGGGUACUACGCCUACCCCCUGAUAAAGUGUGGAAACCCGACAUUGUCCUCUUCAACAACGCCGAUGGCAACUACGAGGUUCGUUACAAAUCCAACGUACUCAUCUAUCCAAAUGGUGAAGUACUUUGGGUGCCUCCGGCUAUUUACCAGAGUUCCUGCACAAUCGAUGUGACCUACUUUCCAUUUGAUCAACAAACGUGCAUCAUGAAGUUCGGCUCGUGGACUUUCAACGGUGACCAGGUGUCCCUGGCGCUGUACAACAAUAAGAAUUUUGUGGAUCUCUCGGAUUACUGGAAGUCAGGAACGUGGGACAUCAUCGAGGUACCGGCAUACCUGAAUGUGUACCAAGGCAAUGGGAAUCAUCCCACAGAGACAGACAUUACAUUCUACAUCAUCAUCAGGCGCAAGACACUCUUCUACACGGUGAAUUUAAUCCUCCCCACGGUGCUCAUUUCCUUCCUUUGCGUCCUUGUCUUCUACCUACCCGCCGAGGCGGGUGAGAAGGUAACCCUUGGCAUCAGUAUUCUCCUAUCGCUGGUUGUGUUUCUCUUGCUCGUAUCGAAAAUCCUCCCGCCAACAUCCCUGGUGCUUCCACUGAUUGCCAAGUACCUCCUCUUCACCUUCAUCAUGAACACCGUCUCCAUCCUCGUCACGGUAAUCAUUAUCAAUUGGAACUUCCGUGGUCCCCGUACUCAUCGUAUGCCGCUGUGGAUUCGCUCGGUUUUCCUACACUACCUCCCCGCAAUGCUACUCAUGAAGCGUCCACGUAAGACGCGUCUCCGUUGGAUGAUGGAGAUGCCCGGUAUGAGUGUGCCACCGCAUCAGCAUCCCUCCUACGGUAGCCCCACGGAGAUCCCCAAGCAUUUGGGUGCCAUUGGGGCGGCUAAGCAGGCUAAAAUGGAGGUGAUGGAGCUAUCGGAUCUCCACCAUCCCAAUUGCAAGAUUAACAGGAAGAUGAAUUCGGGACCCGAAAUCGGCGCACUCGGGGAUCCCUGUAGGCGCGAGAGCGAAAGCUCCGACUCAAUUCUUCUCUCCCCAGAGGCUAGUAAAGCCACUGAAGCUGUCGAAUUUAUUGCUGAGCAUCUCAGAAAUGAGGAUUUGUACAUUCAAACAAGAGAAGACUGGAAGUACGUCGCGAUGGUAAUCGAUCGUCUCCAGCUCUACAUCUUUUUCAUCGUCACCACAGCCGGUACGGUGGGUAUCCUUAUGGAUGCACCACACAUAUUUGAGUACGUAGAUCAAGAUCGCAUCAUUGAGAUCUACCGUGGCAAGUAAGAUCACCCACACACAAAAAAAUCCAGUAGUAGAAAUACGAAAGAAAACACGUGUUAUGAAGCAGUUAACGAUCAAUGAGCAGUUAAAAUAUCAUGAUAAAAAUUAUAUAGUAAAAAUGAAGAAAUAAUAAUUGAAAAUUGUGUUGGAUAUUUUAUGAGCGACGCUUUUCAUCAUAAGCCUGCAAAUUUUCACAUUUCCCAAAAAAAACAAACACACACCUUAAGAAAACGCUCUUCCAAAAAACUAAAAAAAAAAGAUUAAAUAAAGAUGAAAAAGCAGAUUUAAUUAGAUAAAUUAUAAAUGACGAGAGAAAGUAAAUAUAUUAAAAAAAAGAACGAAUAUUAAUAAAAAAAAUCCCCUCAUAGAGUUAGUGAUUUUUUAUUAGAUUUUUUCACUUUGUUCUGUCUUUAUCAUAGUGAAAGAAAGAAAAAAUUAUAAGAAUUCUUCCAACGAAAAUCCUUGUGAUUUAUUUGCGACGAAAUUUGCCAAAAAAAGUAAAUUUUUCUAUAAGAAAAUGGUUCUAUACGUUUGAGGUGAAGAAGACAUUUUUAUCUAAAUAGGAUUCUUCUUAAGUAAAAAGAAUUUUUACUCAAAAAAAAAAUGGAUAAAUGACUCUUUUGCUCAUUUUUAUGUGUGUUCGGCCCCCGCCCCCUCUUUUUAGCGCGAAAGCAAAAUCUUAUUAUAUACCAACCAAUUUAUGUGUUAAGAAAGAAAGAAAGGUUGCACAAUAAUCUCCCUAGUGAAUUGAUUGUUAAGAACAUAAAAAAGUAAACAAAAAAAACUAUUAACUAAUGAAAACCCAUACGUAUGUAAAGAAAGUAUUAGUGAGAUGAAAAAAAAAAAAGAAAAAAUAUUGAAAAUCAAAGGUUUUUUAUAUAGACACAAUACUUCGUUUUUUGCUCACACAGGACUCGUCAUUAAGUUUCUCAAUUUUUUUUUAAAGGAAAAACUAUUAUUACAAAAUAUUUAAAAGAAAACUGGUAUAUAACAGAGUAGAGAAAUGAAUUUGUUGAGAUAUUUUGCCAAUGGAAAAGUAAAAUCAGAGAAGACUUUCGAAGUAACUACACAAAGUCUCCGAAAAAAAAGGUGAAAAAAAUAGUUUAUUAAAAUGUAACGAGUUAACGUUUGAAGUUUCUUUUUUUGUACUUUUCCACAGAUAUUGAAUC
This is a messenger RNA of Lutzomyia longipalpis, 3036 nucleotides long. RefSeq names its product acetylcholine receptor subunit beta-like 1 (gene nAChRbeta1). NCBI's taxonomy places the organism in Eukaryota, Metazoa, Arthropoda, Insecta, Diptera, Psychodidae. Gene Ontology annotation, cellular component: synapse; neuron projection; postsynaptic membrane. The transcript has 6 exons. Gene Ontology annotation, molecular function: acetylcholine-gated monoatomic cation-selective channel activity; transmembrane signaling receptor activity. The coding region runs from base 284 to 1870 and encodes 528 amino acids. Gene Ontology annotation, biological process: nervous system process; signal transduction; chemical synaptic transmission. The record is from RefSeq and is a predicted model, not a curated record.